This is a messenger RNA of Nannospalax galili (Upper Galilee mountains blind mole rat), 2363 nucleotides long. It is a transcript of the gene Znf385a, whose product is annotated as zinc finger protein 385A. Gene Ontology annotation, cellular component: nucleus. The transcript is spliced from 8 exons. The record is from RefSeq and is a predicted model, not a curated record. Lineage: Eukaryota; Metazoa; Chordata; Mammalia; Rodentia; Spalacidae. Gene Ontology annotation, molecular function: nucleic acid binding; zinc ion binding. Bases 153 to 1253 code for a protein of 366 amino acids.
GGGCAGAGGGCAGAACCAAGGGAAGGGGACGCUGUCAGGCCCAGGCCCCUAAGGGGCCAGGGCCAGGCCACUGCCUGGGGCAUCAAGUACCAGCCACUGAAGGCAGCCUAAGCCGGGCGGGGCCCCUUCCUCUGCUGCGGCAGCCCCCCAUCAUGCAGCCACCGCUGGACCUCAAGCAGAUCCUACCCUUCCCACUGGAGCCUACCCCAACCUUGGGCCUCUUUGGCAACUACAGCACAAUGGACCCUGUACAGAAGGCUGUGCUCUCCCACACAUUUGGGGGACCCUUGCUCAAGACCAAGCGACCCGUCAUUUCCUGUAAUGUCUGUCAAAUUCGCUUCAAUUCCCAGAGCCAGGCUGAGGCGCACUACAAGGGUAAUCGCCACGCCCGACGAGUCAAAGGCAUCGAGGCCGCCAAGACCCGAGGCAGGGAGCCUGGUGUCCGGGAAUCAGGAGACCCAGCUCCACCAGGCAGCAACCCCCCAAGUGGGGAUGGUGUAGCCCCUCGUCCAGUUUCCAUGGAGAAUGGACUGGGUCCAGCCCCAGAAUCCCCAGAGAAACAGCCUGGCUCCCCAUCCCCUCCCAGUGUUCCAGAGUCUGGCGGGGGUGUAACCAAGGGUGAAGGGGGGACUCCAGCUGCAGCUUCCCUGCCUGGGGGCAGCAAAGAAGAGGAGGAGAAGGCCAAGAGGCUGCUCUACUGUGCACUGUGCAAGGUGGCUGUGAACUCCCUGUCCCAGCUGGAGGCACAUAACAAAGGUACUAAGCACAAGACAAUUCUAGAGGCCCGAAGUGGGCUGGGGCCCAUCAAAGCUUACCCUCGACUGGGGCCUCCCACCCCGGGAGAGCCAGAGGCUCCUGCCCAGGAUCGAACCUUCCACUGUGAGAUCUGCAACGUCAAGGUCAACUCGGAGGUCCAGCUGAAACAACACAUUUCCAGCCGGCGGCACCGAGAUGGCGUGGCCGGGAAGCCGAAUCCACUACUGAGCCGUCACAAGAAGCCUAGAGGCGCCGCGGAGCUGCCGGGCACACUGACUUUCUCCAAGGAGCUGCCCAAGUCACUGGCCGGCGGCCUGCUCCCCAGCCCCCUGGCGGUGGCUGCGGUGAUGGCGGCAGCAGCCGGCUCCCCGCUGUCCCUGCGCCCAGCUCCGGCAGCACCUCUUCUGCAGGGACCGCCGAUCACCCACCCUCUGCUCCACCCGGCCCCUGGCCCCAUCCGAACUGCGCACGGACCCAUCCUCUUCUCCCCCUACUGACCUCAACCCUGAACCCCUCCCGUUGAGCCCCCCACCUCCAGCCGGGACCCAGGCCUCCGGGCUCCCAGCCCGCCCCUCCUCCCGGCGCUCCCUGAAUGGUCUCUCCUUCCCCCCCACCCCGAGGUACGGGGUUCCAGGAAAGGGGAGGGGUAGCGGGGGAGGGGGGCUUCAGAAGGGGGGGAACACCCCAGAUCUCAGGGAACCCCGCCCCCUGCCCUUCCCUCGCCCCUAGAAAAGGGGGGGCGUCUCACCCCCGAGCCCCCUCGGAGACACCCCCCCUCCCAAAAGCCAUGUCCAUCCAGCCCUUCCCCUCCAAACCUAGCACAAACGGGGUUCACAAGCCAUGGUCGGGGCCCGGGGGUGGGGGAGAAAAUGGAUUUCUUGGCAAUAAGCGACUCUGGGACUCCGGCCCCCUACCCCAAACUGAAGCGCUUCCGUGAACACCCCCGUCCUCCGCAGGGGGAGGGGAGCAGGCGGGAUCCCGGGUCCCUCUUACGCACUUUGGUUUUACCGCCUGCAACCUCACUGUGCCCGCCCCGCACCACGCCCCAGCCCCAGGUCCAGCCGGGCCCAACGCCGGGGGCAGGACCUGGGGGCAUCUCAGCACUUGGGUGGGACCAAGGAGAUGCCCCCAUAGACCCUUCCCUCGCCUUCCUCCCCAGUCCGGGUUCCAUUCUUUUCACCAGCACCCAUCACCCAAGGGGUACCAAGGGGGGCAAGGGGUGUCCAGUCCAAGCCCACCCCCGCCUCGCCUUCCGCAAAACUGUGAGCAAAAAGCAAUAGCCUCGCCCCCGCCCCUCCCCUUUCCGCAGGAUUCGCCGUAUGUAGCCUCCCCCCUUCUCAGCUCCUAGACCUCAUGGCUGUCCCCUCCCGUGACACCUCCACUGCACAACUCGGGCGGGGGCGUGACCCCCAAACCCACCCUUCCGUGGUUUCCGUGUGGUCAGCCCUUCCAGCCGCCGACCUGGGACGGGGACAGGCCCCCACUGGCCCUCCCUUCCCCAUCGACUCUAUCUGCUUGACGAUGUAGCAACCCAGUCUCCCCGACCCCUCGCCGUUCCCUUUUCCCUCUCCUUGACAAUAAAGUCUGGAUUCGUUCUGCCCUCCGCG